This is a messenger RNA of Scatophagus argus, 905 nucleotides long. It is a transcript of the gene lamtor3, whose product is annotated as late endosomal/lysosomal adaptor, MAPK and MTOR activator 3. The coding region runs from base 195 to 569 and encodes 124 amino acids. The transcript has 7 exons. The record is from RefSeq and is a predicted model, not a curated record. Gene Ontology annotation, biological process: cellular response to amino acid stimulus; positive regulation of TOR signaling. Lineage: Eukaryota; Metazoa; Chordata; Actinopteri; Scatophagidae. Gene Ontology annotation, cellular component: Ragulator complex.
AUGAGUUGCAGCUAGACUGCGCAGUACUGACGGUCCUCAACACUUCUUCAAGAGCCGGAAACAAAACAAGUCUGUCAUGUGACUUCUGCUUGUGCCUCUUGCCUAGAAUGUAUCUGUUAGAAUUUGAGUAAAUCAAAUAAGGAUUCAAAGAAGUUGUCAAGCAGAGUGGAUAACACGAUAAAACAUUGGCCGCCAUGGCUGAUGAUUUGAAGAGAUACCUGUACAAACAGUUGCAAAGUGUUGAAGGUCUUCACGCUAUUGUAGUGACAGACCGUGAUGGUGUUCCGGUUAUCAAAGUUGCUAAUGACAAUGCUCCAGUCCACGCGCUGAGACCUGGCUUCCUGUCUACUUUUGCUCUGGCCACAGAUCAGGGCAGCAAGCUGGGCCUCUCCAAGAACAAGAGUAUUAUCUGUUACUACAACACCUACCAGAUUGUGCAGUUCAAUCGGUUACCACUGGUCAUCAGUUUCAUUGCCAGCAGCAGCGCCAACACAGGUCUCAUCAUGAGUCUGGAGAAGGAGCUGGCUCCUCUAAUAGAGGAGCUGAGGCAGGUGGUGGAGGUGACAUAAGCUUUAACAGACAGCAUGGCCCUGAGCAGGACCUCCAGCAGAAUCAGCCAUGUGGAUCACAUCCUGCUCGUCGAAUCUCUUUGUCUCUAAUAGUGUGUUCUGGUUUUUACACUUUCCAAGCCACGACUUGGAUGUGUUAAUAUCCGAUGACCUGUAAACAUCAUUGAACUUUGAUGAUUGAACUUUCGUGUACACGUUUUCUGUUCACUUUGCUUUCUGCUAUUUUUCUCUAAAAAUGAGGUGCUCCUCAUCAACGUUUUCACAGCUAAGACAGAGUUUAUAUGUCAAAUCAGAUGUCAUGGAAUCUGAAUAAAUGUUUCAUUUUUAGCACCUAGA